Molecule: messenger RNA, 707 nt
Organism: Empidonax traillii (willow flycatcher)
Lineage: Eukaryota; Metazoa; Chordata; Aves; Passeriformes; Tyrannidae
Exons: 6
Source: RefSeq, a predicted model, not a curated record
UGCCAGCUCUGGGCAUCUCUGAGGCAGCAGCAGUGGUGGCAGCAGCAGCAGCAUGUUUCAAGCACUGGGGGUGGUGGUGCUCACCUGCUGCCUCCUCUUCUUUUUGGUGGCCCUGCAAGCCCAAGAUGCCCAGUCUGCUCCAGUGCAAUGGCAGGAAUCAGAUGUGGCCAAAGGAAGGGGUCUUCCAGCUCCUGAGCCAGAUUCCAUGUUGAUUCCAAGCUGGUAUGUCAAGGUGAAGGAUUCCCAGAAGAUACCUGUCAUUCCAAAGGAGCUUCUAAGUGCCUUGGAGAAAGCUGCAUCUGAGAUGAAGCCUGAGAGUGUGCAAGAGACCUUCCAGAUGGGAGAAAGUGACAGAGUGCCAGUCUCAGGUGAAGAUGGAAAGACAAGACAGGGAACCAGGACAUCUGCUCUGCUUCAGAGACGUCCUUUAAGGUCAGCUACUCUGGAAAAAGCUGAGACUGCUGGUUAUCAGGAGCCAGGCAAGAACUACAUCCUAGGAACUGCAGCAGCCUCGGGUGUGCUCCUGCUUGGGAUAGUGGUCUGCUGUAUAGUCAUGUCACGGCUAAGGAGGAAAGACACAAGGACCCAGGGAGAAGGACAAGCCCAUACUGACUCCUUCUGGGAACAGUCUCUUUCCUUACCUCAGUCUCUUUUUUCAUCUCCAUCUAGAGAAAAAGAUGAAGCAGAGUCCGAAGAAGUAGGAAGAG